Cydia fagiglandana is the source of this 1885-nucleotide messenger RNA. RefSeq names its product 5'-3' exonuclease PLD3-like. The transcript is spliced from 12 exons. The record is from RefSeq and is a predicted model, not a curated record. Lineage: Eukaryota; Metazoa; Arthropoda; Insecta; Lepidoptera; Tortricidae. The coding region runs from base 84 to 1859 and encodes 591 amino acids. Gene Ontology annotation, molecular function: catalytic activity.
CUUACAACACAUGAGGUUGAGGCACAUUGGUCCCGCCGCCCGCCGCGCUCGCUCGUGCCGCCGCACACUCGCGCGCGUAAACCAUGCCUUCCUGGUGGGACUACCUCCACUUCAACCGGCAAUACAACAAUAAAAGAAACCUAGAAGAAGGACUCUUCCAAAUCGCGUCCCAAACCUGUAACAUCCUCGUCAAAGUGAACAACACGAAUAAUAUAAACUUAACAAGAAAUAAUCGGAGUGACGAGUACGGUUGCGCCGGACCCCCUGAAGGCAAAAGUUCCAUGCAAAUUUGCAUUCCCAAGUUCAGAAAGAACUCCUUGACGGCCGGCUGUAACCCUGGACUCUCGACUGUGCUCGAGUCAGGGAGUGUGGGGAACGCUUCAUCAUCAGAUGAGGAGUUGGAGCAGUGGGAACAGAUCUUCAUGAUGAGAGACGAAAACGGCAACAGUUAUAAUGACAAAAGAAAGAAGAAAAGCAUAUGGUGUCGGCCGUCAUGCAUCCCUGUCUCCAUAGUGAUAGUGCUCAUAGUACUAGUAGUGUUAGUCCCGCUACUGGACCAGCCGAACAUUGCGCCCGCGCUCCCUAACGCCCCGGCGCCCAUAUAUUGCUCAGACGAGUGUAGAUUAUCUUUAGUAGAAACAAUUCCAGAGGGCCAUAUGUACCCUCCAAACAUAACUCAUACCCCCACAAAGCAAGUGUGGUUAGAUUUAAUAGAUGAAGCUCAAUCAACCAUAGAAAUAGCGUCUUUUUACUGGACUCUUAGGUUUAAUGAAGAAUAUCCAUAUAAUUCCUCGAUUGAGGGAGAACAAGUGUUCCAGGCGUUAUACGCCGCUGGGUCAAAAAGGAAUAUAAAUUUGAAGAUUGCUCAAAAUUGGCCCACUAAGUUAUUUCCUAAUAUAGAUACUGACUAUUUAGUUAAGAAGAAAGCUGCCCAGGUACGAAGCCUGAACUUCUCCAAGCUGUUGGGAGGGGGUGUGCUCCACACCAAAUUCUGGAUUAUCGACCGCCAGCACUUUUAUAUCGGCAGCGCCAAUAUGGACUGGCGGUCGCUUACACAGGUGAAGGAGUUGGGUAUCGUCGCGUACAACUGUUCUUGCUUAGCCACGGAUUUGGGCAAGGUAUUUGAUGUUUACUGGAGCCUGGGCGACAAAGAUGCAGUGGUACCAGACACGUGGCCCGCCAACCUCAGCACCGACAUCAACAUCGAGAACCCCAUCAACAUCACCGACAAGUAUCACAGCGUCGGCGCCUACAUCACUAGCUCACCACCGCCCUUCAGUCCACACGGGCGAACCAACGACGACGACGCGAUAGUAUCCAUCAUAGAAUCCGCGGAAGAGUUCGUUCACAUCUCCGUUAUGGACUACGCGCCCGUGUUGGAGUUCACACCCAAACUGAAAUUCUGGCCAAAAAUCGACGACGCGAUCCGUCGCGCAGCGCUCGAGCACCGUGUCAAAGUGAAGAUGCUGAUCAGCUGGUGGCAACACUCCGCGCCUUCGGAAGAGAACUUCUUGAGAUCACUCGUCGCGUUAGCAGCGGCUUAUCCACGCGUCGACUUGCAAGUGAAACGCUACAUAGUCCCAUCUACGCCCGACCAGGCAAAGAUCCCGCACGCGCGAGUCAACCACAACAAGUACAUGGUGACGGACCGCUCCGCCUACAUCGGCACAUCCAACUGGUCGGGGGACUACUUCGUUGAUACUGCCGGGGUCGCCUUCGUUCUACAGGAACCCCGCGCCUCCAACGUGACCCAGGACAUCCGCGCACAGCUAGAAGAUCUAUUCGAGCGAGACUGGAACUCGCCCUACGCCGUGCCACUGCCGCUUAGCCCCUUGGUACCGCUCCGACCACGGUUAUAGUAGAGGAACUACACAAUGUAGGGUAG